Molecule: messenger RNA, 1425 nt
Organism: Mercenaria mercenaria
Lineage: Eukaryota; Metazoa; Mollusca; Bivalvia; Venerida; Veneridae
Exons: 7
Coding region: 469-1425 (318 amino acids)
Source: RefSeq, a predicted model, not a curated record
ACAUGAUAGAUAAAAGACAUAGUAUGUAUAUACCUAUUGAAUUAAGAAAAGAAUCUUUGGUACUUUUGAAAAAUAGAACUUUAUCCACGAUACAACAAAACUUAUUUGUGUCGUAAAAUGAUUUUACAAAAACGUGUUAAAUAUCAUUCUUACUCAUGAAAGGACAUUAAAAUUAUAUUGAAAUUACAUGGUCCUGACAUUUAAAGACAGAUCUUAAGAAAAAAUUAUCUAAAGCGCACUGAAAAGCGUUCUUACGUUUCUUAUUACGUAUUAAAAAUAUUUGUUCGUCAAGCAACAAUGCGGACUAAAUUCUGAGAGAGAAAGUAAAAUAUUUUUACUGAAAUUCAAAGUGAAUAUAAAUUAUGAUAUUUGAUUCCGACAUCAUACGUUUAGGUACAUUAAAAUAAGUUUUAAAGUUUUGAUAAGUAAAAGGUGAAAAGAGCAAAAAGAAAAAAAAAAGAAACUGAUAUGGGAAAACGUAUGGAAUUUUCAGCUUAUAUAUGGAUAUAUGUUUGUUUAACCAUAUUUCUUCUUGUAUGUCGAACAAAUGCAACGUGCACAUGGCCAUCAGUAUUUGACGGUACUACAUGGCUCGACAGUCAACAAGGAGAGAUUGUCUUCACGUCAUCCACGUUAAGUGGAUUUUCCAUACCAAUAUACGGCACUACUUUGAGCAAUUACGAAUGCGUUGAGGAGACCUUUGAUACGGAUAAAAUCAUACUUAUAAGAUCAACAUCAUCUGCUAACAGUAUUGGCGGUAUAUGGUACACGUAUAUCUGUUUGAAGUUCACUGAACUGACAGCUGGAGUGUCUUAUACAUAUUACCGUCUGAACCCUCAACAGCAGGAUGCCGGUGAGUAUAGGACGAAACCGGUACUUGACGGUGAUACCGGGACCAUUGCAAGUGUUUGCGACGAAGCUACAGGCGCCAGUGGGGCAGAGUUUGUUACUAUUAUUAAACAAGGUUCAGAAGCCUCUGCAUACAUCACUUGUCCUUCUGUGAUACUUGGAAGAUUCGACUUUGAUUACACCGACUCUGCUGGUACCGAGUCUUGCAACGACGCCAGUAAUACUGAGCACAUGAACGUGUGCACGGACAAAACACAACUGGCAUUCGAUGACCCUUGUUCAGGACAAUCUAUUGUCUAUGCAAGUGGCAGUGUGCACUGUGUAGCGACUUCGACGGUUGGUUCAGAUACUUACAUACAACUUUAUAAUCCACAAGCUACUGCUCAUGAAGUCAGCAGCACUAUAUACAGGUUCUCGUGUAUGGCUAUAUCAUCAAAUAGUCUCAGUGCAACUAUAGUGUACAAUAACUGUACCAACCAUCAGACAUCUUUGUAUGUUCCGCGGAGUCAUGACGGGACUGUGAUAGGAGCUAGCAUCUCGUUCUUGCCCUAUGGUAAGAUUUUAUUGUAUAAAUGA